Molecule: messenger RNA, 2076 nt
Organism: Echinococcus granulosus
Lineage: Eukaryota; Metazoa; Platyhelminthes; Cestoda; Cyclophyllidea; Taeniidae
Product: Serine/threonine-protein phosphatase 6 regulatory subunit 3
Exons: 15
Coding region: 1-2076 (691 amino acids)
Molecular function (GO): protein phosphatase regulator activity; protein phosphatase binding
Source: RefSeq, a predicted model, not a curated record
AUGUCUCUGAGUUCUUCUUGGCUUCUUACCUUCAAGGGUGGUGUCAGUGCUUCAGAUCUCGAAGAGGAGUUGAUUUUUUACGUUGCGAGUGAACUCAUAACCGUGAUAGUGAUUCCAGUCGUGGACGAUUCACAGAAUCGAAACCGUCAGGAAUCUGCGGCACGCUGUCUAGUCGAGUUGGUUAGUAUCUACCGCAACCACGUUGCAUUCAACGCUCCGGAGAAACAGGAGGAGGAAGUCGCAACGAAGACGACGACCACGUUUGCCAACACUACCGAGAAUGAGAGAUCCGAAACCUUACUACUGGCAAAGUCUCUCGCCCUCCUGGAUGUCUUUGAAAGUCGGGCGUUUCUGUCUCGGGUGUUGGACAUCAUUGCAGACGAGUCCUCUUCCGCCGCUUGUCGGAACUCCGCUAUUGAAGUAUUCCUCGCCUGUGUGGACAAGGCUAAGUCCCCCAAUGGUAUGCCCUAUAGUGCGGCUGACGAGUACAACGACAUUCCUUUGGGCACUUUUCUCAAUACCCAAAUGCCCAAUUUCAUGAAUCCCCUCAUUAGCAAGGCCAACUGUCCCCUCCUGAAGACGCGGACUAGGCGGGUGGAAGCAUUGGCCUCCACUGUGGUCAUUCCACGCCUUUCCAAACUGUACAGUCUCCUCCAGUCAAACAGUGUUAUUGUCUCCUCGCAACAGAAUUACUCCGUGGUGCCAACCACCGUGGGUGUACUGAACCCUCCACUGGGAAAGGGCCGUCUUGCAAUCGUGAACCUUAUCUCCACUCUUCCUCAACUUCGUCCAAGCCGGGAUGAAGAAAGUCGCGGGGGGGAUGAAGGCGAUGCAUUAAAAAAGGCCCUUUGUCAAGAACACUUUCUGCCUUUUCUGAUGCGCCUCUUUGAGACGUAUGCUUUCAACUCCCUCCUCCAAAAAGCAGUCGCUAUGCUAUUUACCCACCUCCUCUCGCCUCCUCCUUCUUCCCCCUCACAGUCAUCGUCGAGGAAGGCGUCAGCCGCGACAACAAAGGCGGCGGGCGAGUUGAAUACCACUAAAUCUGAUGUGGAUAGUCCUAAAACUGAAGAUUAUAAUCCCGAGAGCGGCGAGAACAGGGCGGAGGUCCAACUGCCUGACUAUUUGGUACGGCACCUUCUUGACGACUGCCACAUCGUUGAGUGGAUCCUUCGACUCUCCUGCAUUCCUGGUGGUCGGCCAAACAACGAGGAGCCCUCAUCGGUUUGCCGGGCCUCCAAAAUGCGUCCGAAGCCAGGCUACUCCGGCUACCUGUGGCAGAUCGCAAACCUCGUGAACUCGCGCUUCCCGACUCCCGAGUCUCUUGCAGGCCUCCCGCUGGAAGUGCUAACCAACUGGCAGGUGUUUGUACAACGUGAUCUCGCCGCCAUCAACAAGGCACAGACCAUCACCAAGGCCGACCGGAGUUUCGAGAAACCGGCUCCCAUCUCCCUUGGCGCUCUACACAUUGGUGAACCCGACUCCCACAUGGCUCAGUUGUUUAGUCUCCUCCAUGGCGGUACCGACCUCCAAUUGCUCACAUCCCGAUUGGGUUCCGUUGGAGGACGUAACCUCUCCGAUACGACCCACCAUCUCGACCCCAACGAAGACGCCUUUGACGACGAUACCGACAAGGAGGCUCCAUCCGCCGUCAGCUUUGAAGGUCGUCGUGGAAGUGAUAUCGAUGAAGAUGAGAAAGAGGUGAAGCAGGUGGAGGCAGAGAAUAGUGAUGUAGAGACUGGCAACAGUAGCAAUUCCUCGGAUGAGGAGGACCUCCAAUCCCCACUAACCAUCCGUCAGCAGCGAACCAAUCAGACACCGGUGUUCCUUAACUCAACCAAUGGUUGUCUGCCCUUUGUUAAGCCAGUGGAUACUUAUCGCUCUCUCCCAGCAGUCUCACCGUGGACUGCUGCGGCGACGAUCCCCGCCCAUCUUGUUGGUGGUGUAAUCAACGCUGGGAAUGUCAUUGGUGCGGCUACAACAGCUCCUGGAGAUGGUGAUAGGGGGAGUGCCAACAACCAAGAUGAGGAAUGGGCUGACUUUGAAUCCGCUUCCUUCGGUGGGCAAGGAAAUCAAUAG